Messenger RNA from Guillardia theta CCMP2712, 1539 nucleotides. RefSeq lists its product as hypothetical. Gene Ontology annotation, cellular component: mitochondrion. The coding region runs from base 1 to 1539 and encodes 512 amino acids. The record is from RefSeq and is a predicted model, not a curated record. NCBI's taxonomy places the organism in Eukaryota, Cryptophyceae, Pyrenomonadales, Geminigeraceae. Gene Ontology annotation, molecular function: L-glutamate dehydrogenase (NAD+) activity. The transcript has 13 exons. Gene Ontology annotation, biological process: L-glutamate catabolic process.
AUGGCGCAUGCCAGACGCUUCUUCUCCUUGAUCUCCUCCUCCUCGAGACCUCAAACCUUCGCCUCCCUGCCGGCUCAGUCCACUUUCCGUGCAGCUCGGUAUCUUUCAACAAGCGAAGAAGCCCCGGAGCCACGAUUCCUUGACAUGGUUCAGAUCAACUUCAACAAAGCCGCGAAGUACACCAGCAUGCACGAAAGCAUGCUCAAGCAAAUCCUUGCUUGCAGCUCGGUGUUGAGGGUCUCGUUCCCCAUCAGGAGGGAUAAUGGUGAAAUCGACGUGAUCCGCGGUUACCGUGCUCAACACAGUCACCACCGCACUCCAUGCAAGGGUGGUAUCCGAUAUGCUCACAACGUUGACUUGCAAGAGGUUGAAGCCUUGGCAUCUCUUAUGACGUUCAAGUGCGCAGUCGUGAAUGUUCCCUUCGGAGGUGCAAAGGGUGGAAUAUCUAUCGAUCCCAAGAAAUACUCUGUCAUCGAACUUGAAAAAAUUACCAGACGCUAUGCCGUCGAGUUGAAGAAGUAUGGCUUCCUCGGACCGGGAGUGGAUGUGCCUGCACCAGACGUUGGAACGGGAGCUCGGGAGAUGUCUUGGAUCUGUGACACCUUCUCCGUACUAUAUGGCAUGGAAGAUGUGAACGCUUACGCCUGUGUCACUGGCAAACCAAUCACCCUGGGAGGUGUCGAUGGUCGUACAGAAGCGACGGGUCUGGGAGUCUGCUAUGCGACGAAAUAUUUCCUGAGCCUCACCGAUGAGUGCAAGAGGGUUGGGGUCACCCCAGAGCUCGACGGCAAGACAGUGAUCGUGCAAGGUUUUGGCAAUGUUGGGUACCAUGCUGCAUAUUUCUUCGAGAAAUUUGGAGCUAAGGUCAUCGGUGUUGUUGAAUACAACGGAGCUGUAUACAACCCUAAAGGACUUGACAUUGAGGCGCUGAAAGCUCACAUGUCGACGACCGGGUCCCUCCUAGGUUUCAGCGGAGCCACCAAAGAAUACCCCAAGGAAAAGGCCUUUGAGCUGAUGGAAGAAGAAUGCGACCUGCUCGUUCCCGCUGCUCUGGAGAAAGCUAUCAACAGGUCCAACGCUGAUAAGAUCAAGGCCAAGAUCGUCGUGGAGGGAGCAAAUGGCCCUACCACCCCGUAUGCUGAAGAGCUACUCAACAAGAAGGGCAUCAUCGUUCUCCCCGACAUGCUCAUGAAUGCUGGCGGAGUGUCGGUGUCCUACUUCGAAUGGUUGAAGAAUCUCUCGCACGUGGGGUUCGGACGCAUCACACGGAGAUGGGAAGAGAAGGGAAAGCAAGGGUUUCUGCAGGAGCUGAAAAAGGCAGGAGUUUUGAUCGAUGACUCUGGUCUCUCGCACGAGACCAAGUCUGGAGCUAGCGAGAAGGACCUCGUCUACUCCGGCUUGGAGGACACGAUGUGCAAGGGCAUGCAAGAGACUGUGGAAACGGCGAGAAAGCUGGGAGUUUCUUAUCGCAUUGCCGCCUUCGUCAACGCCCUGAACAAGAUGGAAGGGACGUACAGGGAUGCGGGCUUCACCAUCUGA